GGGAAUGCAAUUGAAACAGAUUUGCGCAAGAAGUAUGGCAAGAUUGGCAAAGUGAUUGGAAGUGGCGCAGGAGGAACUGUUCGAGUGAUCUGUCGCGUUUCUGAUCGUAAAGAAUUCGCAAUCAAGCAAUUCCGCAAGCGCAAACCUAAUGAGUCUCAACGUGCCUACAUCAAAAAAUUGACUUCAGAGUACUGCUUGGGCUCGACAUUCCAUCAUCCCAACAUCAUUGAGACUCUAGAUAUUGUUCAAGAAGGAGAUCAGUACUAUGAGAUCAUGGAGCUUGUCAAAUACGAGUUAUUUACAGCAGUGAUGUCGGGCCAGAUGGGUCGAGAUGAAAUUGCGUGCUGUUUCAAGGGCGCAAUUGAUGGAGUGGCAUACUUGCAUGAGAUGGGUGUGGCACAUCGUGAUCUCAAGCUCGACAAUAUUGUGAUGAAUGAGCGUGGGAUUGUCAAAAUCAUUGAUUUUGGAUGCUCUGUUGUUUAUCGGUUACCAUUCGAGAAACAGAUACAGAUGGCAAAAGGCGUGUCUGGCUCAGAUCCUUAUAUUGCCCCUGAAGUCUUUAUUACAGAAGAGCAUGACCCCCGUCUAGCAGAUGUCUGGUCACUAGCCAUCAUCUUUAUUUGCAUGACACUUCGUCGUUUUCCUUGGAAAUUGGCUCGUAAGGAUGCAGACCCUUCAUUCGAGGCCUUCACUAAUGCUAGUGGGUCCGGCAAGUCUCGUCUACUCAAACUGAUGCCACGUGAGAGCCGCCCUAUUCUGUCCAAGAUGUUGGAGGUGGAUCCAAAGAAGCGUGUGCUUAUGUCCGAGGUCUUGGAAGAUCCUUGGGUCAAGUCCAUUGAGGCCUGCACAAUUCAGAACUCGUGCUUGUAUCAUUCACAUCAU
This is a messenger RNA of Lobosporangium transversale, 882 nucleotides long. RefSeq names its product kinase-like domain-containing protein. Gene Ontology annotation, molecular function: protein serine/threonine kinase activity; ATP binding. The record is from RefSeq and is a predicted model, not a curated record. The annotation marks the transcript as partial. Gene Ontology annotation, biological process: intracellular signal transduction; protein phosphorylation. NCBI's taxonomy places the organism in Eukaryota, Fungi, Mortierellomycota, Mortierellomycetes, Mortierellales, Mortierellaceae. The transcript is spliced from 2 exons.